AAAUUUUAGAAUUGUGAAUUUAAUUCUAGUUCCCUAAAGUUUUAAUCAUAUGAUUUUGUUUGUAUUCGAUAACUCGAUUCAGUCAUUAAGUUGCCAGUAAAUAAGAUAAAAUAGUCAGGAAUGACAUAGAAAGUAGAAGAGUGGGAGAGCAAUGUUAUACGCAAAUACUAAAUAUUUUAUUGUGAUGUAAUUUUCAUAUGAUUCUAAAAAUAGUUUCUAUUAAAUAUUUUAAUACAGUAACGUGCAAUAUCAUUUUUUUAAACUCUUACGCUAUUGCUGACCAUUUUACUCCGCUUACUAAAAAAAGUUCAAGAAUUGCAAUUCUAAUAUUUAUAAAAAAUAUCAUCGUAUGACAUUAUCUUUUUUAUGCUUGAAGUAAUUGUGCAUAUAAUACACAACACGAGGAUUAAUAUUUAAGAUAUUCUAUUACAUUAAUUUUAUUACAUCAUGGAAAAAACAGGUUUAUUAGUUUUAACAAAUCCUGCGAGAAUAACACAAUUAUUACCAAUUAUCAAGAAACAUGUAUCAGAAACUUUAUAUAUUCAAUAUUUGCCGUGCAAGAAUAUUUUUAGUGAAAUAUUGCAUAUAGAUUAUACAUGGGGAAUAAAUCGUUUCGCUCAAGCAAUUUCCAAUAUUUAUAUGUAUACAUCUUCUAUAUCUGAUCAACUUGAUAUUCGUGUGUUACUUACAAGUAUAAAAGAACGUCAUAUACGAUUACAUACUAAGAAACAUGUGGAAAUAGUUAUUUUUGAUCAAAAUUGUAGCAAAAGUCAAGCUGAUAAAUUCAUCGAAAGAUAUUUAUUUUCCAGUUUUAUUACUUGUGUUAUUCCUACUGAUGAUUUGGAAUUAGAAAAAACUAAAAAAUAUCCAUUACAUUUUCAUGGAUUAUAUUUUGAUGUUAAUGAAAAAAAAAAUGAUAAAAAUGAUGUUAAUGAAAAAAAAAAUGAUAAAAAAACUUAUAAGAAUGUAGUACUUGGUGGUACAUUUGAUCGAAUACAUAAUGGUCAUAAAAUAUUUUUAAGUGAAGCUUUAUUACGUUGUACAGAAAAACUUACAAUUGGUGUAACUGAUCAAUCUAUGUUGUCUGAAAAAUUAUUAUGGGAAUUGAUAGAACCUUGCUCUUUAAGAAUGUUUAAUUUGGAAGAAUUUUUAAAAGAUAUAGAUAGUACUAUAAAAUAUGAAAUUGUAUGUAUAAAUGAUAUGUAUGGUCCAACUAAAUAUGAUUCAACAUUUGAAAUGAUAGUAGUUAGUGAAGAAACAAAAAAUGGUGCAGAUAAAAUAAAUGAAUUAAGAAUAAAAAAAAACUUAAACAAAUUAGAUAUUCAUGUUAUAAAAAUUAUAACUGAUGAGCAUCAUAAAGAACAUGAAGAAAACAAAAUCAGUUCUAGUAAUCAAAGAAUACGAUUAUUAGGAACAAAACUUUAUGCUCCUCGAAUUGAAAAUAAACCUUUGAAACCUUACAUUAUUGGUUUGACUGGUGGUAUAGCAAGUGGAAAAUCAUCAGUAGCUGAGAAAUUAAAAAAAUUAGGUGCUGCACUUGUUAAUUGUGAUAAAAUAGCACAUGAUUUAUAUUUACCUGGUAAUAAGUGUUUUGAUGAAAUUGUUAAUAAUUUUGAUUCUAAUAUUUUAAAAUCUGAUGGAUUUAUUGACAGAAAAGUACUUGGACAUAUAGUAUUUAAUGAUAAAAAACAAUUAAACAAAUUAAAUGAAAUUCUUUGGCCCAUGAUUUUAGAAGAAGCAAAAAAACAGAUAAAUGACUUUAAUACAAAAGGAUUUGAUAUAAUUGUAAUGGAAGCUGCUGUUUUAAUUCAAGCAAAGUGGCAACACGAAUGUCAUGAAAUCUGGACUUGCAUUAUUCCACAAAAAGAAGCUAUACAACGAAUAAUGGAAAGAAAUACAUUAACAGAAACUGAUGCAAAAUUAAGAGUUCAAGCUCAAUUAAAUAAUAAAGAUCAAGUUGAUGAAGCUAAUGUUGUAAUAUGCACUUUAUGGAGUCAUGAAAUUACUGAAGGACAAGUGCAAAAAGCUUGGAAUGAAACAAUGGAAUUUUUAAAUGAUCAAGAAAAAAAUUGAAUUUUAAUAUUACAAAAUUAUAGUUAAAAUUGUUAAAGUUUUAUAGAUUAUUUUAUAUUAUAUAUUAUUAUGUUAUAUUUUAUAUAUUAUUAUUUUUAUAGAUAUUUAUAGAAAUAUUGUUUAUUAUUUUAAUAAGUUGUAUACAAAUUAUAUAAUAUAUUUAUUAUAUUUGAGAAAAUUUUAA
Apis dorsata (giant honeybee) is the source of this 2257-nucleotide messenger RNA. RefSeq names its product bifunctional coenzyme A synthase (gene Ppat-Dpck). Bases 448 to 2073 code for a protein of 541 amino acids. Gene Ontology annotation, biological process: coenzyme A biosynthetic process. NCBI's taxonomy places the organism in Eukaryota, Metazoa, Arthropoda, Insecta, Hymenoptera, Apidae. The record is from RefSeq and is a predicted model, not a curated record. The transcript has 5 exons. Gene Ontology annotation, molecular function: dephospho-CoA kinase activity; ATP binding.